AUGUCUUCACCCCCCAACAUCUAUAAAUACCACUCCUCUUCCUCACUCUCCUCACAAUCUUCCUUCUCUCUCAAAACCUCCAACAAGUGGAUUGCGGGCGACGAGGCAGAGAAUCGAUACGCUACGGUAGACGGAGUCGACGAAGCGAGCGCUACGGUGCUACAGCCGAGGCGACACAGAUCCGAACCCAGCGCCGAGGCAAACGAGUUGUUUGCGUGUCGAACUCCGACGCCGGGGUGA
Messenger RNA from Arabis nemorensis, 240 nucleotides. The record is from the annotation of a GenBank genome assembly. Lineage: Eukaryota; Viridiplantae; Streptophyta; Magnoliopsida; Brassicales; Brassicaceae.